AUGAUUCCUGUAUCCGUGGCGGUAUGGAUUUUGGCCGUAUCAUGCACUGGGAUUCCAAGUGUAGUGGCCCAAGAUGCAGAGGGCUGGUAUAAGUCUCAUCCGAACAUGGCUCGUAUCAAGCAUGUCAACCAGGAGACUCAUCAGAUCGUUGACGAGUAUGGCCGCACUAGGUUCUUCCAUGGAACAAACGUCGUCAUGAAAGAGGCACCAUGGUAUCGACCUUUUGAGUGGACUCCAGGAGUCUCGUCAUUUGGCGAACAGGAUGUUCAAAACUUGCACGACUUGGGGCUGAAUAUUGUUCGGCUGGGGCACAGCUGGGCUGGUGCUGAACCAGUUCGCGGCGAGUACAAUCAGACCUUCUUGGACAUCAUGAAGAAGCAGGCAAAGUUGGCAGAAGAAAAUGGCAUCUAUGUGCUAGUGGACGUGCACCAAGACGUACUGGCUAAACAACUGUGCGGUCAUGGUGUACCUGAUUGGUUUGUCAAGAAGGACUGGGUAACAGGAUUCAGGAGGUUCCCGUUUCCGCAGAAACUAAAGCCAUUUACCACUGACACCGACGGCUUUCCUUCGCCUCAAUCCCAAUGUAAUACCAUAGAUUGGUCACUAAGCUACUUAUCUGUAGCUGUUGGAAAUGCCUUUGGAAGACUUUACAAUAACUUCGACGGUCUUGGAGACGCAUUCGCCGCGUACUGGAAGAAACUGGCCUCGGAGUAUGUUGACACUACUAAUAUCGUGGGGUACAAUCUACUCAACGAACCUUGGGCUGGCGACACCUAUGCAGACCCGACGCUCCUGGUACCAGGAGUCGCCGACCACAAAGCCCUGGAGGGUCUUUGGAACCGAGCAUCGAAACAAAUACGCACCGCUGACAACGAUACGCUCAUCUGGUUCGAGGGUACUACCUUCGAUGUUCUCUCAGGCUUCAACAACGUACCUCUUGGGGACGGAUCAAAGACCGUGCACUCAUUCCACUACUACAAUCCUCCGCAGCUGGGACCUAUCAAAGAUACACUGUAUAACCGUCAAAAAGACAACGUUCGACUCAAGACUGCCGGUGUCCUUACAGAGUUGACGUUCUGGAUGGGCGAUGAUAAGCAGAUGAGUGGGCUAGCGGAGGCCAUGACAGCGACUGACGCAAACAUGGUGUCUUGGAUCGGAUGGGCAUACGAGAAUCUGUAUAAUGGGACAUCUGGUAAACCAUAUCCGGAGCUACAGAAGCACUACAGUCGCGCGUAUCCAGCUGCGAUCGCGGGGACGCCGACAUCGUUUGGCUUUGAUGCCAGUUCUGGUAUUUUGAAGCUAAACUUCACGAGCGAUCCUAAUAUCAAUGCGCCUACCGAGAUCAUCUUGCCCAUUUCCACGUUUCCAAGUGGGUACGAGGUUCACAUUAUCCCUAGUGGCAGCUUGACGCAGUACAAGCCGAAUGACCGCACCUUGGCCUUGUUCACAUCGAAUGCUCUCAAGAAGUCUACAGAUAUAUCCGUUAAAGUUACCAGAAAGUCGCCUUACUUGACAGCACGAUGA
Messenger RNA from Fusarium redolens, 1524 nucleotides. Its product is annotated as putative cellulase. Gene Ontology annotation, molecular function: hydrolase activity, hydrolyzing O-glycosyl compounds. The record is from RefSeq and is a predicted model, not a curated record. The coding region runs from base 1 to 1524 and encodes 507 amino acids. The transcript has 2 exons. NCBI's taxonomy places the organism in Eukaryota, Fungi, Ascomycota, Sordariomycetes, Hypocreales, Nectriaceae.